AUGACCACGACAAUUACCAAACCAAAGACUACUAAAACGACCAGCGCUCGUCCUUCUUUUCCUCAGAGAGUCUACAAUGUAUUGAAACUCUGUGAAGAGAAUGAUCAGGAACAUAUCGCAUCAUGGAUGAAUGAUGGGACGGCGUUUAGAGUACAUGAUGUAGUAGAGUUUGAACGUGAAUUGCUUCCCAAGUACUUCAACACUCAGAAGUAUGCUAGCUUUACUCGAACAUUGUGUGCCUAUGGAUUUGACUGUGUCAGAACGGGGAGACAAACUGGUAUUUAUUCCCACCCCAAGUUUAAUCGUAACGACCCCGCGGCUUCGUCUAUGAUCAAGAGAGUGAAGAAAACGAACAAUGCGAAGGCUAAGCUAUCAAAUGGAAGUCACGGCUUACUACUUGCGAGAUGA
Messenger RNA from Cylindrotheca closterium, 408 nucleotides. The record is from the annotation of a GenBank genome assembly. Lineage: Eukaryota; Bacillariophyta; Bacillariophyceae; Bacillariales; Bacillariaceae.